Messenger RNA from Schistosoma intercalatum, 1172 nucleotides. The record is from the annotation of a GenBank genome assembly. NCBI's taxonomy places the organism in Eukaryota, Metazoa, Platyhelminthes, Trematoda, Strigeidida, Schistosomatidae.
AUGUAUGAUUAUGUUCUGUCAAGUUUAGACCAUUGUUUAAAGAUUUUCUCUAUUUCCAUAAUACAUUUAAAAGCUAAAUGUUUUGUCAGUGAAUAUAAUACUUUAUUAAAUCAUAGUAAUCAUUAUUCAAUAGCUGAUUAUCCUAAAUUAACUGGAUUACAUAAUCAAUUAAAAUUGAAUCCAGGUUUAUCUAUAAUACCAAAUUCAAAUCGUUUAACAAGUCUUAUACAUUUUUAUACAUCAAAUCCUGUAUCUUAUUCAUCUAUGAUAGAUGAAAUGACUGGAUUUUUAUCUUAUUAUCAAUAUCAUAUUAUUGGUGGUAUGUUUGAAUCAUGUGAAAUGAAUCCAAAAUUAUUAAAUAUGAGACGUCCAUGUCGUUUUAAUUUAGAUUCAAGUGGUCCAUGUAAUUUAAAAAAUGGUUAUGGUUAUUAUGAAGGUAAACCAUGUUUUAUUAUUAAAUUAAAUCGAAUUUAUGGUUGGUUACCAAUACCAUUAAAUAAUUAUACUAAUAUUUUACUUAAAUGUGAAGGUUUAACUAAACUUGAUUCAGAUUAUUUAGGUAAAAUAUGUUAUUAUGAUAGUGAUUCAUUAAAACAAUAUCAUUCAUUAAAUAAUGAUAUAGAUUGGUGUUAUAAAAAUUAUGGUAUUUAUGAUUCAAUGUUUUAUCCUUAUUUAAAUCAAGCUGGUUAUCAAUCACCAUUAGUAUUUGUACAUUUUCUUAAUCCUAAACGUCAUGUUAUUAUAUGGAUAAAAUGUUAUGCAUUAGCUAAAAAUAUUCAUUCAAAUGAAGGUUCUAUUGUAUUUCAAAUACUUGUUGAUUAAUUUCUAAUACAAAAUACAAUUUCAUUCAUUCAUUCAUUCAUGUUUGUUUCUUUCUUUGUUUAAAUGUAAUUCGAUAUUCAUUGUCAUAUUGAAAAAAAGUAGACAAACAAAUAAACAACAAACGAUUAAAUUUUGUAAAACCAGCUAAUUAUUAUUAAAAAAACAACCAAACAUUCUUAUGAAAACAAGAUUGGUUCCAAUCGAGAAUGAAACCUGCAAUUCAUGUAAUUGAAAACAUUUCAUACCGUUUUUUAUUUUGUUUGUGCUUCUGUUUUCACCAUUUGUUUUUAUUGUUGUUCUUGUUGUUGUUGUUGUUGCUAUCGUUAUUGUUGUAAUUAACAAAAUGUCUG